Molecule: messenger RNA, 2141 nt
Organism: Xiphophorus maculatus (southern platyfish)
Lineage: Eukaryota; Metazoa; Chordata; Actinopteri; Cyprinodontiformes; Poeciliidae
Product: solute carrier family 23 member 2-like
Exons: 12
Coding region: 204-2003 (599 amino acids)
Biological process (GO): transmembrane transport
Cellular component (GO): membrane
Molecular function (GO): transmembrane transporter activity
Source: RefSeq, a predicted model, not a curated record
UUUCAGAGAGCGGGAGAGCAAGUCACAAAAUACCAGAGACACACUCGUUUUGAAUGUGGCACUAUGAUCCUCUGGUGACGUGUGGCUGGUGUUCACGGGCUCCCUCUUCCCUUCUGCAGUCAGUUGAGAGCUUUAAUCCCGUCCGGUAUUGUCGCUGAGGGCCAACAGAAGAAACGACACUCUGUCUUACCUCUGUUACCAGAAUGCAUCCGACUAAAGAAGAGAAUAUUGAGCUGGGAUUCGAUCCUGCGUUUGGGGGCAGCGAUGAACAGCCACAGCUAACCGACACCGUGGAGCCACACACCGAUGAGCCUCUCGGACCGACGGUAGACGAAGGUGUCGACUUGGUUUACGCUCUGAAUGACAGGCCACCCUGGUACCUUUGCAUUCUCCUUGGCUUUCAGCACUAUGUCCUUGCCUUCGGCGGAAUCAUCGCCGUCCCACUGAUCCUCGCCGAGCCUCUCUGCAUCGCAGACAACAACGUGGCCAAAAGCCAGCUCAUCUCCACCAUAUUCUUCGUGUCCGGAUUGUGCACAGUGCUGCAGACGACCGUUGGAACCAGGUUACCAAUCCUUCAGGGAGGGACUUUCAGUUUCAUUACCCCUACUUUGGCCAUUCUUGCCCUGCCGAAAUGGCAGUGUCCAGACCCAAAUGCAUCUGUGACCCCGUCCAUGCAGCUGCAGAAUGGCACCAGUCCACUGCCACGGGAAAACUCCGAUGAAAUCUGGAUGCCACGAAUACGUGAGAUUCAGGGGGCCAUCCUGGUUGCCUCUCUGGUUCAGAUUGUCCUGGGCUUGUCUGGACUGGUCGGCCUCGUGCUUAAAUACAUCGGUCCUUUGGCUAUCGCUCCUACGAUCACCCUCAUCGGCCUGUCGCUGUUCAUUGAGGCUGGGAAGAAAUGUGGCAGUCACUGGGGAAUUGCUGCUCUCACAGUCUGUCUGAUCCUCCUGUUCUCCCAGUACCUCAGCAAAGUUCAUGUUCCAAUGAUUGCAUACAAGGAUAAGAAGUGGAAGGUUUUCCAAUAUCCACUGUUCAAGCUCUUUUCUGCUUUGUUUGGAAUGUGUGGUGCCUGGCUGGUCUGCUUUUUACUGACCAUCUUUGACAUCCUGCCUUCAAAGUCGAAUCAGUAUGGCUUCUCAGCAAGAACCGACAUCAACCUGAACGCCCUGACAAACUCGCCGUGGUUCCGCAUGCCUUAUCCAGGUCAAUGGGGUAUUCCCACUGUAAGCCUGUCCUCGGUGUUGGGAAUGAUGGCAGGCGUUUUGGCAUCUACCAUGGAAUCCAUCGGUGACUACUAUGCUUGCGCUCGUUUGUCUGGUGCUCCUCCACCACCCAUUCACGCCAUCAACCGAGGCAUCGCCGUUGAGGGCAUGGGCUGCAUCCUGGCCGCACUGUGGGGAACUGGGAAUGGAACCACUUCCUACAGCCAAAACAUCGCUGCACUUGGAAUUACCAAGGUUGGCAGCCGUCUCGUCCUUCAGACAACAGGAGUUUUGAUGAUUGCUCUGGGCGUCUUUGGGAAGUUUGGAGCGGUUUUUAUCACCAUCCCGGACCCAGUCAUUGGAGGAAUGUUUCUUGUUAUGUUUGGCAUGAUUGCAGCUGUGGGGAUUUCCAACCUUCAGCAUGUUGAUCUCAACUCUUCCCGCAACCUCCUCAUCCUUGGUUUUUCUACCUUCAGUGGACUUGUGCUACCUACCUGGUUUCAUUCCAAUCCAGGCAUCAUUGACACAGGAAUAAAAGAGAUGGACCAGGUGAUCGUAGUGCUGUUCACCACACAUAUGUUCAUCGGUGGAAUUUUUGGGUUUCUUCUUGAUAAUACGAUUCCAGGCACGGCCAAAGAGAGAGGGAUCAAGAACUGGCAGGACAAAGUGCAAGGGGACGGCUUAAACUCCUCUGACUAUGACAUCCCGUUCUGCAACAGUUUUCUAAAAAGGUUUAAAUGUUUCCAGUAUCUACCCUUUCUGCCGUCUUACAAAACCUCAAAUAAAAGAGCGUCAACAUAGAGAAGUGGAAACUUCCUGGGCAAUAUUAAUCCCGGAAUCCUAAAGCCUUUAGGUUGAGCGAAUAAAGUAAAAGCUUGUCUAUUUUUUUAAUAAAUAUUUGGUUUGACUUUGGUGUUGAAAUUAAAAUAUUUGAGUUCA